This is a messenger RNA of Saccharomyces paradoxus, 1830 nucleotides long. It is a transcript of the gene ITR2, whose product is annotated as myo-inositol transporter ITR2. Gene Ontology annotation, biological process: transmembrane transport. The transcript has a single exon. Lineage: Eukaryota; Fungi; Ascomycota; Saccharomycetes; Saccharomycetales; Saccharomycetaceae. Gene Ontology annotation, cellular component: membrane. The record is from RefSeq and is a predicted model, not a curated record. Bases 1 to 1830 code for a protein of 609 amino acids. Gene Ontology annotation, molecular function: myo-inositol:proton symporter activity.
AUGAAGAAUUCGAUAGCUGCUAGUUCUAGAUGGACCAAGAGUCGUUUCUCUCACUUCUUGCCCUCGUCCACUGAUAACAGUGAUACGGGGGCCACCUCAACUGAUCAAUCUUCUACACAGGGAGAGGAAUUGCACCAUAGGAAGCACCGCGAAGAAGACAAUGAAGGUGAGAAACCAAAAAAGUCCCCCGUAUCCACCUCUACGAUGCAAAUACAAACUGGACAAGAUGAAGACGAAGAUGAUGGCCGGAUUGUUAUUAAACCGGUUAACGAUGAAGAUGAUACAUCAGUGAUCAUAACGUUUAAUCAAUCAAUCUCCCCUUUUAUCAUCACUCUGACAUUCGUUGCGUCCAUUUCCGGAUUCAUGUUCGGUUAUGAUACUGGUUACAUAUCGAGUGCGCUAAUUUCUAUUAAUAAGGACUUAGACAACAAAGUGUUGACUUAUGGAGAAAAAGAAAUAAUUACGGCCGCCACAUCAUUGGGCGCUCUGAUUACAAGUGUGGGCGCUGGUACUGCUGCCGAUGUGUUCGGGAGAAGACCAUGUUUAAUGUUUUCCAAUCUUAUGUUUUUGAUCGGGGCAAUUCUACAAAUCACCGCCCAUAGAUUUUGGCAAAUGGCUGCAGGUAGGUUGAUUAUGGGUUUCGGGGUCGGUAUUGGCUCUUUAAUCUCUCCUCUUUUUAUCAGCGAAAUCGCGCCUAAGAUGAUCAGAGGUAGGUUGACCGUCAUAAAUUCUCUAUGGCUGACCGGUGGUCAAUUGAUUGCUUACGGUUGUGGUGCAGGUCUUAACCACGUCAAAAAUGGUUGGAGAAUCUUGGUUGGUUUAUCCUUAAUACCUACUGUUUUGCAGUUUUCAUUUUUCUGUUUUUUGCCAGACACACCAAGAUACUACGUUAUGAAAGGCGAUUUAGAGAGCGCUAAAAUGGUUCUCAAACGAAGUUAUGUAAAUACUGAAGAUGAAAUAAUCGACCAAAAAGUUGACGAGUUGGCUAGCUUAAAUCAAUCGAUACCAGGAAAAAACCCAAUAUCAAAAUUCUGGAAUAUGGUCAAGGAAUUGCACACGGUACCUUCAAAUUUCAGAGCCUUGAUUAUUGGGUGUGGUCUACAAGCAAUUCAACAGUUUACAGGUUGGAAUUCUUUGAUGUAUUUUUCAGGUACGAUAUUUGAAACUGUGGGGUUCAAAAACUCGUCUGCCGUCUCUAUUAUUGUUUCAGGUACUAAUUUUGUUUUCACAUUAAUAGCAUUUUUCUGCAUUGAUAAAAUCGGCCGUAGAUAUAUUUUACUGAUUGGACUACCUGGUAUGACCGUGGCAUUGGUAAUUUGUGCUAUAGCAUUUCAUUUCUUAGGUAUCAAGUUCAAUGGUGCUAGUGCAGUAGUGGCAUCUAAUGGAUUUUCAUCUUGGGGGAUUGUCAUUAUCAUUUUUAUCAUCGUGUAUGCGGCAUUUUAUGCCCUGGGUAUCGGUACUGUUCCAUGGCAACAAUCGGAAUUAUUUCCACAAAACGUGAGAGGUGUAGGGACCUCCUAUGCUACUGCUACCAACUGGGCAGGCUCUUUGGUCAUUGCAUCUACAUUCCUGACCAUGUUGCAAAAUAUUACCCCAACGGGUACAUUUUCAUUCUUUGCUGGCGUGGCAUGCUUAUCGACCAUUUUUUGUUACUUUUGUUAUCCAGAGCUAUCAGGAUUGGAGUUGGAAGAAGUUCAAACAAUUUUAAAGGACGGAUUCAAUAUCAAAGCUUCUAAAGCUCUGGCCAAAAAGAGGAAACAACAAGUGGCUGAAGGUGCUGCCCAUCACAAACUAAAAUUCGAACCUACUCAGGAAAUCGUGGAAAGUUAA